ACAAAGUGCAAAGUGUGCAAAAGCAAAAGUACUUACGAACUUUCAUUUUAAUGUCUCUAACUCUAAUUUAAUUUUAAUGCUACUUUAGAAAGUUCCUAUCAUUUAUCUAUUUAGUUAUUAUCUUUUGUGAUUAAAAGCAAAAUGUGCACUAACAAGAUUGACAAAGGGAUCAAAGAAAAAAGACCCAACAAAACAAGUAAAAUACUUAAAGGCAUGGCUUUCAACAUGUUGAAGCAUGCAUUCCUCUUCUUCCGUUACUACUUGGACCUAGUCAUUGACUUGGUAUUCGCAUUCAUUUGGGAUGGAGAACGCCAGGCUGUACCUGACUUGGAAGCGAGGCACGCGAUGCUGGCGGAGAGUGCGGUGGAGUUGGCUAAGAGGAUCAGGAAUAAGACGUUGAAGUCUGAGGAGUUGGUGCGGGCUUGUGUGGAGAGGAUACAAGCUGUAAGUCUGGACAUUUUAACACGUUCACGGACACGUAUGCUAUAG
Leguminivora glycinivorella is the source of this 489-nucleotide messenger RNA. RefSeq lists its product as uncharacterized. The transcript has 2 exons. The record is from RefSeq and is a predicted model, not a curated record. NCBI's taxonomy places the organism in Eukaryota, Metazoa, Arthropoda, Insecta, Lepidoptera, Tortricidae. The coding region runs from base 142 to 489 and encodes 115 amino acids.